UGUCUCUGAGUCGGUUUGCUGUCAACAACUGUCUCUGUUUUGCGUGUCUCUGCUCAUAGGUCUGUAACCGUUUCUUUGUCCGCCAGUCUUGCUGUGACCCUCUGUGUUUUUCUCCCUCCCUCUCUCUGUGUGUCCCUCUCUCUGUGAGUGAUGUGAGGCCGGGCUGGGGGCAGUCGCAGCCGUGUCCUCUCUCGCCCUCAUUGGUUCGCGGCCGCUCCCCGGGGGCAGCCGCUACCAGUCCCGCCCCCCGCCCAGGACCUGAGCGCACUCAGAGCCGCCUCAGAUCUCCGUCUCCUGCUCAAGGCAGGAGCGCAGCCGCCAAAGCGAGUGGGGACAGGCUUGCCGCACACCGAGCAUCUUGACAGGGACUCAAGGCUGCCGGACUGCUCGGAGCCCGGCGGCUGCGGCGGCGGAGGACGCGGAGGACUCCCCGCCACCCGCCCUCGGUGCACUAGUGUCCCGGGCGCUGAGCCUGCACACCGAGCUGCAGCCGCACUCACCAGGCACCUCGCGCCGCCGCUGCAGCCCAGAGGCGCCCUGGAGACCGGAGCUCACCGGAGCUGGGGGUCCGAGCUGAGAGGGCGACUGUAAAACCGCGAGACGGGUGACUCCGAACCGCGGGUGGGGACGGCGAGAAACAGGGAAGGCCCGGGGGUCGCGGGCGCGGGGCCGUCCAGCUCCGAGCCCUGGGGUCUGCCGCCCCGCGGGGAAGGCACCUGAGCGCAGAGGCGAGGGAGCGGCCGCGGCCGGGGGCUCUGGGCCCCAGCGGACCCGAAGGCACCGACUCCCAGUUGGUUGCGCGCAGCAGGGCGGGAGGGGCGCACCAUGGAGGCGCCGGGUGGCGCCGGUCCGCGCGAGGCGAAGUGAGGCGGCCGGGCUGAGUCGGCGGACCCACGGGCCAUGUACGGCGACGUGUUCAACACCACGGGCGGCCCCGAGGCGGCGGUAGGCGGCGCGCUGGCUCUGGCAGCCACGGUCAAGGCAGAGGGCGCUUUGCCGCUGGAGCUGGCCACGGCGCGCGGGAUGCGGGACGGCGCGGCCACGAAGCCCGACCUGCCCACCUACCUGCUGCUCUUCUUCCUGUUGCUGCUCUCCGUGGCGCUCGUCGUCCUCUUCAUCGGCUGCCAGCUGCGCCACUCGGCCUUCGCAGCGCUGCCCCACGACCGCUCGCUGCGCGACGCCCGCGCGCCCUGGAAAAUGAGGCCAGUGUAGCGGCGGAGCCAGCCAGGGCCGGCGGGCGCCGUGUCCCGGUCUCGCCACGAGCAAUCGGUACGAGCCGGUCAGGGCGGGCCUGACGCUGGGGGGUCGCUGGCCCGUGGGAACACUGCGCCCUGACCCAAAGAACCUUCCUGACCUCGAGCGGCAACCUGGACGUAAAAGGAGUCGGAGGCGUUAGGAGGCUGCACAGGGUCCGGAUCCUAGUGGCCGCGGGGUACCAAGGUUCUAAUCCCCUGGCUGAGUCUUUCUUCCCCCGGACAGCGGGUCCAGCUGGGUAGCCUUCCUGAAAGACGGCGCGCCCACCCCGACACAGGAGCCUUCCUCGCCACCUGCUGACUUCCUUACUUUGCGCACGGAAGGGGCAGGCACGACGAGAGAGCAACUAGCUGGGACCUGCCCUGUCCGGACUCCCUGGCCCCGUGGCUGUCUUCCCUCGGCUGCUAUCGCCUCUCCCACUCUGGCACCGAGGACGCCGUUAGUAUCCGAGCGUGAACUCAGCCGGACUUUGGAAUGAUGGCCUUCGGGGGCCGUGUCCCCCAGGGGAAGUGAGGGGACGCAGAGUUUCAAUAGGUCCCGCCCGGGUCCAAGGACCCAGUUUUCUCUGCGGGCACGGGCGGAGGGGAGGCCAGUCUCGAGGCACAGGGUCUUACCUGCAGCACCCCGUGGUCGGGGAGCCGCGUCCCACAUCUGCAGGGGCCGCCUGUCUACAAUAAAACCUCACGGAAUUAGUCUCAGUGCUGAGAAUGCUCUGGUCAUUGGUUGGACCACUUUGGAAAGGGGGAUAAGAGCAGGGCGAUCCUGAGCAGGCUGAGACCCAAGCGCAAUGUGCCUCUCACCCUGCCCCACCCCAGGUCAGUUUUAGUGAUACUUCCUCCUCUCCAGCUUUUUCCCUAGGAUCAGCUACUUGCUCUGGGAGGUGUUUCCAGAUCCCGUCUCCAGGAGGAAUUGCUGCCUCAUCUGAAAAAAUUCCCUGUAAGGGAGCUCCGUGGAGACCUUCCCUGUGGGGCAGUUCUUUCCACCUGGCGUCUUCCCCUUUGCUCUCAGAGCCUCCCUGGGUCUAAACCCUUCCAAGAGCCAUUUCUGGACCAGAACCAUCUGGUGAAGGAAGGGCCUGAAGUUCAGGUGAUGGGGGCAGCUGCUCAACACUUUUCCCAAAGUAGGCAGGAGGCCAGCUCUGGAGAACACAGUGGGAAAGCAAUGGACCAAUAAACCCAGCUAGGAAAAGACCAUUUCAAAGAACCUGAGAGGGAAUAGAAAGAUUUGUGAUAACCUUGACCAUUUUCAAAGUUAAUCUAAUUCCAGGGAGUCUUCUUUAUGGGGGUUUAAAAUAAUUUCGGGAGUCACCUGGCUAAGUACGGCACUAGAGCUUGGAGAAUGUUUGACUAAAAAAUGAUUUGCUACAUUAUCUAAUCCAGUAGUUCAAAAGCAUUUAGGGGUCACUUGGGUUUUGAGAAUCUGAAGAAUGCUAAGGAUGCUUUCCUCUGGCAAAACGCAUACAGGCACACAAUUCUACAAAACCUUUUGUAAGGGUGGUCAGACACUGAAACAGUCUAAGGACCCAAGCUGAAGCUGGGGAAACUCGCUAGGGCUCUCAGGCAGGGCUCCCACACCACAUCUCCUCAGCCAGUGCCCAAGAUGCCUUCCUGGCUCUUCGCCCAUGAAGCAGCAGGGAUGAGAGGUAGGUGUUUCACCUUGGGCUUGAUUACCCAGGUCUUGGAGAGCUCAUACCAGCCAAGCCCUCAUGGUGCUAAUUCUAUAACCACACAGGACAUUUUCGUUUGGUCUUUGGAAAUGUCGCCAAACCGCUCCAGCCUAUAGUAAUGGUAACCCAGCUAAUCUGUGUGACCCUUUGUUGCAGGGACGACUACAUAGAAUAAAUGUAAGGAGAUAUGAGGGCCGCUGGCUGGCAUAAUGAAAUCACACACUGCUGAUAUGGGGGACCCUUGAGCCUUGAUCUGGGGGCUGUGUGGGGAAGGAGACUAAUAUAGAGGCCGGGUGCUCCUCCUCCACAUCUCCCGAUGGCUAGAUCUGAAGACAGUAUGCAGAGUGGUCAGAAGCACAAGUGCAGGAGUCUGACCAUCUGGCUUUAAGUCCCAGCUCCAUUGCUCACUGGCUCUGUGACCCUGUGCAAAUUACUUAAUCCAUCCUAGCCUGUUUCGUCACCUGUGAAGUGAGUAUUAUAUCCUCUAGCUCUACAGGGUUGAAUGUUAAAUGACAUAACCGGUGUGACAUGCUAGCACCCACAUUAGCUCUUAUUAUAACUGAGCCUGACACUCGAGGCAGCGCUGCUGAAAGGAGAAGCUGACCCACAACAGGACGCGCUCUCACUAGGGCUCACUGUCUGCCGGGACCACCAACAAAUGCAAGGGCUGCUCCUUGCAAGGGGAAUAUGAGUGGACGACUGGCUUAGAGGUCACCUGAAGUUCCUGGGCCAGCAUCAGCCAAAGCCAGAGUGACCCAGGAGGCUCUCGGGAUCCCCUAAUAAAACACUGGCCCAAGGCAAGAAGAGGUUAAAGAUAAAAGUGCUGAGACGGAGACUUGGGGCGUGUCUCUGAUGUCUCUACAGGGUUGCAGUGUCCUCAGCCACCUAAGCCAAAGGCUUGGCCAUUCCAAAUGAACAGAUACUUCUGGAAGGAACUCCUAGGUAAUUGGGCCUGUGUAGAGCUGGAAUCUAGAAACCAAGCAGGGACAGUGAGAGGAACUAG
Molecule: messenger RNA, 3923 nt
Organism: Diceros bicornis minor
Lineage: Eukaryota; Metazoa; Chordata; Mammalia; Perissodactyla; Rhinocerotidae
Gene: SMIM32
Product: small integral membrane protein 32
Exons: 1
Coding region: 901-1212 (103 amino acids)
Source: RefSeq, a predicted model, not a curated record